Molecule: messenger RNA, 1223 nt
Organism: Boleophthalmus pectinirostris (great blue-spotted mudskipper)
Lineage: Eukaryota; Metazoa; Chordata; Actinopteri; Gobiiformes; Gobiidae
Product: glucose-dependent insulinotropic receptor
Exons: 5
Coding region: 87-1223 (378 amino acids)
Biological process (GO): G protein-coupled receptor signaling pathway
Cellular component (GO): membrane
Molecular function (GO): G protein-coupled receptor activity; phosphatidylcholine binding
Source: RefSeq, a predicted model, not a curated record
AUCAUAUUUUACAAACACCAGUCCAGAUGAAGUUACCCUGUUGGUCUCGAAACGUCAGCUUCAAAACCUAAAUAUUUUUUGCAAACAUGUCCAUUAUGGCUUCACCUUCUCCGGGCGCGGCUCCGGACGGCUCCUCUCACACCGUGCACUGGUCCUCAGCCGUCGCCCUCCACCCUCACAUCAUGGCCGUCAUUCUAACCGCCGCCUCGUGCGCCAUCAUCUUCACCAACCUGCUGGUAGCCGCCGCUCUGCUCAAAAUCCUCCUCAAAAAGAAACGCCAGAGCUGGUGUUUUGUGCUGAACCUGGCCGUGGCGGACACGUUGGUCGGAGUCGCCAUCACAGGGUUGGCGACGGAGGAUUUUAACAUGAGCGAGCACAACGGUAACAACGGUACGCAGAGCAGACAAAGCAUGGCCGCCGCUGCUCAUGGUCGGAGCAGGUGUCUUUUGAGGAUGACGUUCGUGAGCUCGCCUUGCAUCGCCUCCAUCAUGUCCAUGUUUCUGAUAUCGUUGGACCGUUACGCCGCCAUCAAAACGCCCUUAAAAUACGCGCAGAAGUCGGGCAGGACAGUGGCGUUCUGGGCCCUGUUGUCUCUCUGGGUCUGUGCGUUUGUUUUGGGCUUCAUGCCAGUGCUGGUACCGUUUCUGCAGUCCGACCAGUACCACGGCUUGUGUGACUUUUUCUCAGUGAUCUACGAUGUGGGGAUCAUUAUUCUGUACAGCAUCUGCUUCUUCCCCAUUGUCUCCGUGUUCCUCUACAUCUACCUGGACAUCCUGAAGAUCGCAUGUUCUCACCAGAGGCAGAUCCUGCAGGUGAGGCAGGCGGGCUCCAGGACCAGUGAGCAUGACAGCACUGCAGACCACCACAACAAGCCGAGGAGCCCGUACUGGAGCCACGUGCGAGCCCUGCGCACCGUGGCCAUGCUGGUGGGCUGCUUCCUGCUCCUCUGGUGCCCCUUCUUCAUCACGGGUAUGGUGAAGCUGAUAUGUGGAGGUUGUCAACUCACACAGCUCCUGGAGGGCUACCUCUUUCUACUGGGACUGUCCAACUCACUCCUUAAUCCACUGGUCUACGCCUUCUGGCAGAGGGAGGUACGGCAGACACUCGCCCAAAUGUUCUCAGUCUGCAACCGAAAGACCCAGAGACAGUCAGGGACUGGAGGAAGCACCCAUCACCAGCACAACACAAACAGAGACGAUGUUAAUGCGAAGUGUGCAAGCUAA